Messenger RNA from Ipomoea triloba (trilobed morning glory), 1386 nucleotides. RefSeq lists its product as uncharacterized. The record is from RefSeq and is a predicted model, not a curated record. Lineage: Eukaryota; Viridiplantae; Streptophyta; Magnoliopsida; Solanales; Convolvulaceae. The coding region runs from base 405 to 1010 and encodes 201 amino acids. The transcript has a single exon.
UUAUAUAAUGUUAUAUAUAUAAUAUAUACCAAAACUGUUAGGCUACUAACCAAAAAUAUAUUUUAAGACUGGGUUUGGCAAAUCCCUGCUUCCAUGCAAGGGAGUUAUCAUAUCCUUUUCCUCCUACUAUACAUCGCCUCUGGUCAAUUCCCCUAACAAGGUUCAUAUUUCUUUCACAUCCAAACACUCCCCUAGGCUAAGACCAUCUCUCUUCAUUUAGAUAGGCCAAAACUCCUUUCAAUACGGAAAAUCAAGAGUCCAAGGAUUUGCAUUAACCUUAGUACCCAAUUAGAGCCUUAGAGGGGUUUUGUUAAUCUGGGUUUUUAAGCAAUCAUCUCACUCAAUUCUUGCAUUUUCUUUAGCGAUUUGACUGGGAAAUCAGUUUGGCUAGAUCGAUCAAUUCAAUGGUCUUUAUGGAAGAAGAAGAAGCUCAAGAGCAGAAGUUCAUCUGCAAAUUCUGUGACAAGGUUUGCCUUAGCGGGAGAUCAUUGGGAGGCCAUAUGCGUGGCCAUUUACCCUUGAUUGCAGCUGCUAAAAAGCAAAAAACCAAAGCUGAUAAAAACUCGGAUCAAAAUUCAGUGCAAUCCAGGAGUGGCAAGAUUCGAGAGAAGGGCAAAAGCAUGGUUCUUGGAGAAGAUGAUGAUCCCAACAAAUCUUGGAAGGUUUUUUAUUCGAAGCAUAGUGAUUUGGAGAGGGAGAGCCUGAUGAAAAGGUUUCCUGAUAAUCAGGGGAGGUAUGAAGAAGAAGAACAUCAUCUGUGCAAGAAAUGUGGCAAAGUUUUCGAUUCGAUAAGGGCUCUGAAUGGGCAUAUGCAGAUUCACUCCAAAAGAUCCAGGCUUUCCCGUGAAGAAUCAAUGGAGAAUCAGUGCCCUGUUCUGAAGAAACGAUCUGCAAUAAGGUACGAAAUUACUGAGAAUUCUCCAUUUUCUGUUGCUUCUGAUUUAGAAGAAGCUGCUGUGUGCCUGAUGAUGCUCUCAAGGGGUUUUCAAGAAUGGGACUUUGUUCUUUGAAACCGAAACAAUUUAUUACUACUGAAAGCAAGAAAAAUAUAAAGCUUGUUUGGAACUUGAGAAUUCUGGUAGAAAGGAUCACAUCUGGCAAUGAUUUGGGUGGUCACAAGAGGGUCCAUUAUAUUACAUUGAGAGCAAGAAAAAGGACAAACUUUCUAGUCCUCGUAACAUUGUUAAUCUGAAGCUAAAGCAAUGGUGGACUAGUGGGCAUGAUGUCCUUGUUCCUCAACCAUUCGAGCCUUUACUCGAUUGUUUUCUUGUUUCAACGCUGUAAAUCUGUUUUCACAUCUGGUUUCUGUUCUGUAAAUCUGCCAUGAGUCUCAACUGGGCUUAGAAUAAACCACAACUUGCUUUUACUUUUUCUAGUACAAAAUGC